Zasmidium cellare ATCC 36951 is the source of this 1404-nucleotide messenger RNA. Its product is annotated as glycoside hydrolase family 16 protein. The transcript has 2 exons. Bases 1 to 1404 code for a protein of 467 amino acids. Gene Ontology annotation, biological process: carbohydrate metabolic process. Gene Ontology annotation, molecular function: hydrolase activity, hydrolyzing O-glycosyl compounds. Lineage: Eukaryota; Fungi; Ascomycota; Dothideomycetes; Mycosphaerellales; Mycosphaerellaceae. The record is from RefSeq and is a predicted model, not a curated record.
AUGUCACAUUACAUCUCCUCGUCCACAACAUACAGCAUUGCGGACUCGCAUGCCCCAAGCACUCCUGUCACCCCGCUGGAGAGGCCAAAUCCAUUCGAAAGUCCGUCCAGGUCAAGCGCCAACAGCUGGAUCGAAGGAACAAGACAGCACGAGCAAGGCAGCGCAAAGCUCAAAUCGGGCGUGGUCGAAGUCGCCGAGGUCAGGAAUCUCUACUUCCGUUCUCGCCGCAUCAAAAAGGAAGACUUGGAGAGUCCGAAGGCUUUGCAAUCCAGCCGAAACAGAAGUGUGUUCCAGAAGCAGACUUGGCUCAUCCCAUGUCUUGGUAUCUUUGUCGGUAUCUGCAUUACUGGGGUCCUCAUUUAUUUGGGACUUCAGAGCCAGCAUGCGGGAGGCAAAUUCUGCCCAAUCCUGGACGAGGACUUCUCUUCCGGCCGCCUAUCGCCCAACAUUUGGACGAUUGAGCAGCAAGUGGGCGGCUACGGCAAUGGUGCAUUCGACCAGACCACGGACGAUGCUGACGUUGUCUUUGUCGAUGGCGGGUUGCUGCACAUUAAGCCUGGGCUACAAGAUCAGAAGGUUGUCGAGACAGAUGGUGCGACGAUCGACCUCGGGUCCAGCUGCACGGGCACUGCCUUCUUCGAUUGCUUCGCCCACACGAACGUCACCAAUGGUACCAUCGUGCCUCCAGUCCGAUCUGGAAGAGUGAACACAAAGAAGGGCGUGUCCAUCAAGUACGGCAGGGUCGAAGUCACGGCCAAGAUGCCCAAAGGUGACUGGCUAUGGCCCGCCAUUUGGAUGUUACCCGUCGAUGAUGCGUACGGUUCCUGGCCUGCUUCUGGAGAGAUUGACAUUGCCGAGACACGGGGAAACAACUACUCGUAUAAUGCCGGGCCCGGUGGUGGGAACGACAUGGUCACGAGUGCACUGCAUUGGGGCCCGGAGAGCAAGAUGGACUCGUAUCUGCAGACUUGGAACCAGCUGAGUGCACUGCAUUCCGAGUUCGGCGACAAGUUCCAUACGUUUGGCCUGGAGUGGACGGAUAGGUACAUCUACACCUACGUCGACUCGGUCCUGCUGCAGGUGUUGUACGUGCCAUUUACGCAGCGCUUCUGGGACCGUGGACACUAUCCAGCCAGCAACGCAAACGGCACCUCGCUGCUUGAUCCAUGGUCGACCACGGGGCGGUUGAGCACGCCGUUCGACCAGAGAUUUUAUCUGAUCUUGAACGUCGCAGUGGGCGGCACCAACGGCUACUUCAAGGACAGUGCCGGGAGUAAGCCGUGGGCGGACGCUUCACCCAUCGCUCGGAAGGAGUUCUGGCAGGCUCGCGACCAGUGGUUCCCGACGUGGCAGAAGAAUGGCGAUAUGCAAGUCAAGUCGGUCAAGAUGUGGGAGAAGUGUUGA